Messenger RNA from Gracilinanus agilis (Agile Gracile Mouse Opossum), 4307 nucleotides. It is a transcript of the gene AGTPBP1, whose product is annotated as ATP/GTP binding carboxypeptidase 1. Gene Ontology annotation, biological process: protein side chain deglutamylation; proteolysis; C-terminal protein deglutamylation. The transcript is spliced from 24 exons. Gene Ontology annotation, molecular function: metallocarboxypeptidase activity; zinc ion binding. The coding region runs from base 1 to 3738 and encodes 1245 amino acids. The record is from RefSeq and is a predicted model, not a curated record. NCBI's taxonomy places the organism in Eukaryota, Metazoa, Chordata, Mammalia, Didelphimorphia, Didelphidae.
AUGCGGACAGGUUCCGCUACCGCCGCCGCCGCCUCCUCCUCCUCGCCUGCUGCCGGGGUUUGUAUGAAAACACCGGGCGGCUGGCGGCGAGUGACCCGCGGGGCCCCCCGGAAAAAGCAGCCCCAGCCACCGCCUCCGCCGCCUGAUACGCCCAAGCCGGAGCCAGAGCUGGAGCUGGAGGCCGCCCUUCCUCCCAGGCCCGUCCCUCUCCCCGCCCAGAGCCGCCUUACUAGUAAUUCUCGGAUUGUGGCUCUCCUGGCUCAGCUGGAGAAGAUCAACUAUGAAUGUCCAGAAGCAGAAGCUGCCAGAUAUGUUACAUCAAAGAUUCUUCACCUGACUCAAAGUCAAGAGAAAAUCAGGAAAGAAAUAACAGCCAAAGGUUCUACAGGAAUGGAUGUUCUACUCUCAACAUUAGAGAACACGAAAGAUCUUCAAACCACACUUAACAUCUUAAGCAUUCUUGUUGAAUUGGUGUCAGUCGGUGGUAGUAGGAGAGCAAGUGCUUUAGUCUCCAAAGGUGGCACCCAAAUAUUGUUGCAGUUACUUUUGAAUGCCAGCAAAGAAUCUCCACCACAUGAAGAGUUAAUGGUUCAAGUUCAUACCCUUCUUGCUAGAAUUGGACCAAAAGAUAUUACUGAUGAGCAGACCAUAAAUCAAGGUUCUCUGUGCUAUCAUAUCUCCCAAGGAGUUUUGCAUAAUUUUGAUGUUUGUCGGGGAGAAAGUAUUAAAAGGGUUGCUUUAGACACACUUGCUGCAUUGCUAAAGUCAAAAACUAAUGCCAGGAGAGCUGUAGACAGAGGAUAUGUCCAUGUACUUUUAACAAUUUAUGUAGAUUGGCACCGGCAUGAUAAUCGGCAUAGAAACAUGCUCAUCCGGAAGGGAAUUUUACAGAGUUUAAAAAGUGUUACAAGCCUCAAGUUGGGAAGAAAGGCUUUUAUUGAUGCCAAUGGGAUGAAAAUUCUAUACAAUACUUCACAAGAUUGCUUGGCAGUCAGGACUCUUGAUCCUCUCGUCAACACGUCCAGUCUGAUUAUGAGGAAAUGUUUUCCUAAAAAUCGCCUUCCAUUACCAACUAUUAAAAGUGCUUUUCAUUUCCAAUUACCAGUUAUUCCUGUGACUGGACCUGUGGCUCAGCUCUACAAUUUACCACCUGAAGUGGAUGACGUAGUAGAUGAAAGCGAUGACAAUGAAGACCUUGAAUUAGAAGCUGAAAAUGAAAUUGAGAAUGAGGAUGAUAUUGACCAAAAUUUUAAGAAUGAUGAUAUUGAGACGGAUAUUAACAAGUUAAAACCUAAGCAAGAAAUAGGACGGCCGAUAGAAGAACUAAAAAUGUAUGAACACUUUUUCCCUGAACUUUCUGAUGACUUCAAGGAAUGUGAUUUAAUUGCCAAAGAACCAAAGCCCUUGGCAAAGGAAGGAAAUCUAGGUGGACCUAUUGUUGUUCCUACAGCAGGAGAAGAACAGCCUGUGGAACCAAACAGUAAUUCAGUGAAAAAGAAUACCAAUUCACAAGGAGAGGAAAGUGAUAAACAACCUACCCUUAUAGACCUGGCAAAAGAAGAUGUUAAAAACAAUGAUAGUUCAUUGCAGCAACAGGAAGGUGAUCAAAGUAGAACAGUUCCUUCAAGCCAGUAUCUCACUAGUGACCUAGUGAAGGCUUUGGACCGAAUAACACUGCAGAAUGCUCCCCAACCAUCCCAGAGUUUUACUGCCGGAAUAAAAAAAGAUUCCAAUCCUCACCUUACCUCUAUUACAUGUACUAAAGCAUGUCCACAUAUUUCUACUUGUGGAAAUGUACUUUUUGAGGGGCGAACAGUUCAACUAGGAAAGCUGUGCUUUACUGGAGUUGAAACUGAAGAAGAUGAGGAUUCAGAAUCUAACUCAUCAGUGGAGCAAACAUCACUUGAAGUACCCAACGUACCACCACUCCAUGAUUCUGAUCUGUAUGUUGAGAUUGUGAAAAAUACUAAAUCUGUUCCUGAAUAUUCAGAAGUGGCUUAUCCUGAUUAUUUUGGUCACAUUCCACCUCCCUUUAAAGAACCUAUUUUAGAAAGACCCUAUGGUGUGCAAAGGACAAAAAUUGCCCAGGAUAUUGAGAGACUAAUUCAUCAAAGUGAUAUUAUAGACAAAGUUAUGUAUGACCUGGAUAACCCAAAUUAUGUUAUACCAGAAGAAGGAGAAAGUUUGAAAUUUAAUUCUAGAUUUGAAUCUGGAAAUCUACGGAAGGUUAUUCAAGUUAGAAAAAACGAGUAUGAUCUUAUUCUGAACUCAGAUAUAAAUAGCAAUCAUUAUCAUCAGUGGUUUUACUUUGAAGUUAGUGGAAUGCGGACAGGCAUUGGAUACCGAUUUAAUAUCAUCAACUGUGAAAAAUCCAACAGUCAGUUUAAUUAUGGUAUGCAACCCCUUAUGUAUUCAGUCCAAGAAGCAUUACAUGCCAGACCGUGGUGGAUUCGUGUAGGUACAGACAUUUGUUAUUAUAAAAAUCAUUUCUCUAGAAGUUCAGUUGCUGCUGGUGGGCAAAAAGGAAAAUCCUAUUAUACAAUUACAUUCACAGUAACUUUCCCACAUAAGGAUGAUGUUUGCUAUUUUGCUUAUCAUUAUCCAUAUACAUACUCAACUUUACAGAUGCAUCUUCAAAAAUUGGAAUCAGCCCACAACCCUCAGCAAAUCUAUUUUCGACAAGAUGUGUUAUGUGAAACUCUGUCUGGAAACAGCUGUCCGUUAGUGACUAUAACUGCUAUGCCAGAGUCCAAUUAUUAUGAAAAUAUCUGUCAAUUUAGAAAUCGCCCUUAUAUUUUCUUAUCUGCUCGAGUACAUCCUGGAGAAACUAAUUCAAGCUGGGUUAUGAAAGGGACUCUGGAAUAUCUCAUGAGUAAUAACCCUACUGCUCAGAGCUUGCGUGAAGCUUAUAUUUUUAAAAUUGUCCCUAUGCUAAACCCAGAUGGUGUCAUUAAUGGAAACCACCGUUGUUCUUUAAGUGGAGAAGAUUUGAACCGGCAAUGGCAAAGUCCAAACCCGGAUUUGCAUCCUACAAUUUACCAUGCUAAAGGUCUGCUACAGUAUAUGGCUGCAAUAAAGCGUUUGCCUCUGGUUUACUGUGAUUACCAUGGUCACUCUCGAAAGAAAAAUGUAUUUAUGUAUGGCUGCAGCAUCAAAGAGACUGUUUGGCAUACGAAUGAUAAUGCUGCCUCUUGUGAUGUGGUUGAAGAUAUGGGAUACAGGACUUUGCCUAAGAUAUUGAGCCAUACUGCCCCGGCAUUCUGCAUGAGCAGCUGCAGCUUUGUAGUGGAAAAGUCCAAACAAUCUACAGCCCGUGUGGUUGUGUGGAGGGAAAUAGGAGUACAGAGAAGCUACACCAUGGAGAGCACAUUAUGUGGCUGUGAUCAAGGAAAAUACAAGGGUUUACAGAUCGGGACACGAGAAUUGGAAGAGAUGGGAGCAAAGUUUUGUGUUGGUUUAUUCCGUUUGAAAAGACUGACAUCACCAUUAGAAUACAAUAUGCCUAACAGCCUUCUCGAGUUUGAAAAUGACUUGAUUGAAUCUAGCUGCAAAGUAACAAGCCCUACCACUUAUGUUUUGGAAGAAGAUGAACCUCGUUUCCUUGAAGAAGUUGAUUACAGUGCAGAAAGUAAUGAUGAGAUAGACAUUGAAUUGCCUGAAAAUGUUGGGGAUUAUGAACCUUCUGUCCAAGAAGAUGCACUUUCUGACACGGAGUCAACAAAAACAUGCCUUCCUUGAGCCAUCUGCCAUCUCAUGUAAAUGGCUAAAGAAUAAAAGAAAUAUCUUAGUUUCUAUUGCAUAGGAAACUUUAGAUUUUUUAAAAAGAGCUGACUCAAAGAGACAAAAAAGUAACUGGAGCCAGUUUGGUUUCAAGACAAUAAAUGUGUUUUUGAUUUAUGAUAAAAACUGGCAUUUGUUUUAUUUAAAGAAUUCAAUGCCCUGAUUUGAUAGCAUUGAAUUAUCAAAGAUUGAUUUAUCUUUUUUUUUCAACAAAACUUUACUCAGUAUCAUUGCAUGACUUUUUGUCUCCUUAUCCUUAUAUCCUACAUCAAAUGGAUAAGUUUGCAGUGUUUCAGAGUAAAACAAUCUCAUCCUAGAUCCCAUUGGUAAUAAGUUGUUGAAAAUAAUAUGUAUGUACAGGGAUUUUUAUUGAUCUGUGUGUUGUUUGUGUGGGAGUGGGUGGAUAUUGAAGAAAAGAAAUUAAGUUCUUCAGAAUGAUGUUAACUCUUUGAUUGUGUUUGAAGUAAUCUAGAACUUGCUUUGAAACCAUUUCAUUCUACAGUUACCAAAUUAAACAAAUCAAAAAU